This is a messenger RNA of Leptonychotes weddellii (Weddell seal), 2633 nucleotides long. The record is from RefSeq and is a predicted model, not a curated record. Lineage: Eukaryota; Metazoa; Chordata; Mammalia; Carnivora; Phocidae.
AUGAACUACAUUAAGGAUUCCAAUGAAGAUGACUUUGAUGAAAGCCAGAACGCAUCUGGAAACAACUUGCUAAGGUGUAGAGUUGCGCAGAACAGAGAACACAAAACCGCCAAGCAGGAUGAAGAGCAAGUCACCAUUGAGCAGGAUUCUUUAAGAAACAAAGAAGAUGAGGAGGAUGAUCCAGAGACACAUCAAAAAGGGUAUCUGGAAAGGAAGUAUGAUACGGUUUGUGAUUUUUAUAAGAAACACAAAACCACCCUUUGGUACAUCAUCUGGGAAAUCUUACUACUAGGUUACCUGGCGAUGGUGAUUGCAGCUUGUGUGCUAAACUUUCAGAGAGCCCUUCCCCUUUUCGUGAUCACUGUGGCCGCCAUCUUCUUUGUGGUCUGGGAUUACUUUAUGGCCAAAUAUGAGAAUCAAAUCGAUGAGUGCCUGUCUCCUGGCAAAACGCUCCUAAACAGCCAUUGGUUCUGGAUGAAGUGGGUGAUUUGGAGCUUACUGAUCCUGGGAGUUAUUUUGUGGCUGAUCUUUGACACUGCCAAAUUGGGCCAACAGCAGCUGGUUUCCUUUGGUGGGCUUAUAAUGUACAUUAUCCUGAUAUUUCUAUUUUCCAAGUAUCCAACCAAAGUUUACUGGAGGCCUGUCUUUUGGGGAAUUGGGUUACAGUUUCUUCUUGGUCUCUUAAUCCUAAGGACCGACCCUGGAUUUAUGGCUUUCAAUUGGUUGGGCCAACAAGUUCAGACAGAGUCUCCCCUGCUAGUCCGACCAUACUUACCACACGUCACCAAGUCUGAACUCCACGCAAUCAUGACCGCUGGGUUCUCGACCAUUGCUGGAAGCGUGUUAGGUGCAUACAUUUCUUUUGGGGUUUCACCCUCCCACCUGUUAACUGCCUCAGUCAUGUCUGCACCUGCCUCACUGGCCGUGGCUAAACUCUUUUGGCCUGAGACAGAAACACCUAAAAUAACCCUCAAAAAUGCCAUGCAAAUGGAAAGUGGUGAUUCAAGGAACCUCCUAGAAGCCGCAACACAGGGAGCAUCCUCAUCCAUCUCCCUGGUGGCAAACAUAGCUGUGAAUCUGAUUGCCUUCCUGUCCCUGUUGUCUUUUGUGAAUGCAGCCCUGUCCUGGCUUGGAAACAUGUUUGACUACCCACAACUGAGUUUUGAGGUAAUAUGCUCCUACAUCUUCAUGCCCUUUUCCUUCAUGAUGGGAGUAGACUGGCAAGACAGCUUUAUGGUUGCCAAACUCAUAGGCUAUAAGACAUUUUUCAAUGAAUUUGUGGCUUAUGAACACCUCUCAAAAUUGAUCAGUUUAAGAAAGGAGGCUGGACCCAAAUUUGUGGAUGGUGUGCAGCAAUAUAUGUCGAUUCGUUCUGAGACUAUUGCCACCUAUGCUCUCUGUGGCUUUGCUAAUUUCGGUUCCCUAGGAAUAGUGAUCGGUGGACUCACAUCCAUGGCUCCUUCCAGAAAGCGCGAUAUCGCCUCAGGGGCAAUGAGAGCACUGAUCGCGGGGACCGUCGCCUGCUUCAUGACAGCCUGCAUUGCAGGGAUACUCUCCAGCACCCCCAUAGACAUCAACUGCCAUCACAUUUUAGAGAAUGCCUUCAACUCCAGUCUACCUGCAAACGCAACUGAUGUGGUAUCUUGUUGUCAAAUUCUAUUGAACAGCACUAUUGUCAAAGGCCCUGAUGAGGUCAUCCCAGGAGGAAACCACAGCUUGUCUUCUUUAAGGGGUUGCUGCAUGUUAUUGUUGCCACCAACACUGAACUGCAGCUGGAUCUCUAAUGCAUUUUGAGUUCAGCUACUUCUCUGAUGGAACUCCAGGAACUCUGCUUUGGCAAGAAAAAAUAAUAAUAAUAACCACUAUUCUUCAUGGAUGGAUAUUUCCAUCAUGGAGUCAACUUUAACUGGAAAGAGGAAAAACAGCAGUGAACCCUUCAAAUGUCCAGCAUCAUCCUCCUCUCCUUCUUUCCUCCCUUCUGUAAACCCUUCCCCACUGAGAACUACUAUGAUAUUUCAAGAUGAGCUAUUGUCUUCAGUCCCAAAGAUGUUUCCUGACCCUAGAAUUUUAUGAGAUUUUACCAGAAUGCAGGUCUAAAUGAUGGCUCACAACAAUGGGGUUAUGGCUCAGCCACUCCCAGAGUGGCUCACUUCUAAAACAUCUCAGGGGAGGUCACUGCAUUCACCCUGGCUGACCUGAAGUAGCCAGAACUUGAAUCUCACAUGGAGAAGCAUCAAUCAUUUAUCACCCACUCAUUGCCUGCCCUGAGGAAGUCCUACAUAAAUCAAGAGCCCUUUAGGAGAACAUUUAGACCAUUCUAAAACCAGGUUUUAAAUCCUGUAUGUUUAGAGAGUUAUACCAGUCAUCUUACCCUAAAUUUUGCUGCAAUAAGAAAUAAGCCAAAAACCUUGGUGACUGACAAUUUAUUUUUCCCUUACACCUUAUGCUUAUUGAGGGUCAAUUUUGGCUGUAUUUCAUGUUGUCUUCACUUCCAGGACUCAUGCGAAAGAAGCAGCCACUAUGUGAGGUAUGUCGGGAGAGGGGGGAAAAAACGUUGGCUCUCAAAACCUCUGCUAGGAAGGACCCUUCACUUCUACUACAUUCCAUUACCCAAAGCUAAUCAUAUGAUUAGU